Messenger RNA from Durusdinium trenchii, 887 nucleotides. The record is from the annotation of a GenBank genome assembly. Lineage: Eukaryota; Dinophyceae; Suessiales; Symbiodiniaceae.
AGGAGAAAAUUCCAGGCAACAAUAGGGCGGAGCAUGCCAGCAAGUCAUUUUCACAUGUUGCCUGAGUGGCGAAGCGAUACCAACCGUUAGGUGAGCAGGAGUUGCAGCGUUGUACAAGUUGGAUGUUAUAGACAUUGGUCUUGCGCACUGAGACCCCAUGGCUUUACGAAUCAUCUUUUUCCAUGGCUUGGAGUCUGGGUGCGGUGGAAGAAAGCACAGAUUCUUACAAGAGCACUAUGAUGAUGUGGUAUGCGUUGACAUGCACAUGUCGCUUUUGAGCCUGGGGAAGCGCAACAGCAUCCUUCGAAACUUGGUCAAGAACGCCUUGAUGACCAAGCCCUGGAACUUGUAUAGCUGGAGUGUGCAGUGCUCCUUGGAUGGUUGCCUUCAGUGUCAAGAAUCUGAGCUCUUCCGGACACAAUCUUCUAAGGGGGUUCUCAUUGGGAGUUCUUGGGGAGGUGCUGUGGCCUGCCUAGCCAUUGCAAAGGGACUCUGGAAAGGACCUGCGAUCCUCAUAGCCCCUGCCUACAAACUUGCAGUUGGCAAAAGAGGGGGGUAUGAUCCAACUUACAGCCCACUUGCUAUCUAUGCUGCCAUGGCCAAACAGCUUGCAUCAGAUGACUAUGUCGGACAGGUCAUCAUUGUUCAUGGCACCAUGGAUGAUACGGUGCCCAUUUCCGACAGUAGAGAGAUGGCGAGCGUGAUCGGUGUGGAGGUGCAAGAAGUCGAGGGAGGAGAUCAUCGCAUGAGGUGUUUGCUUGAGGGGGAGACUCCGGAAUUGAUAUCAUUGAUCAACCGCGCGCAGACAACAGGCAACCCACCUGAGAGAUGACCUCACGCAGAGCCUCAAGAGAUGACCCGCAGUGCUCAUUGUGAGAGUGCAGUUC